CGCCCUCCCUCCUGCCCUGCCGCGGGUGAUCAGCUGGUCUGCGCUCCCCUGACGUGGGCCGGGGCACGUCACUGCCGAAUGGCAGCCUCCAGAAAGGCACCGCGAGUAAGGGCUAAUCACCAGGAUUUUCAACUGCGAAAUUUGAGGAUAAUUGAGCCUAACGAGGGGAUACACUCAGAAGCCGCAGAAGUAGAAAAAGAUAGCAGAAUGGCUCCAAAGGUGACUUCAGAGCUGCUUCGGCAGCUGAGACAAGCCAUGAGGAACUCCGAGUACGUGACAGAACCAAUCCAGGCCUAUAUCAUCCCAUCAGGCGAUGCCCACCAGAGUGAGUACAUUGCUCCGUGUGACUGCAGGCGGGCCUUUGUGUCUGGGUUCGAUGGCUCUGCAGGCACAGCCAUCAUCACAGAGGAGCAUGCGGCCAUGUGGACCGAUGGACGCUACUUUCUUCAGGCUGCCAAGCAGAUGGACAGCAACUGGACGCUCAUGAAGAUGGGGCUGAAGGACACCCCGACACAGGAAGACUGGCUAGUGAGUGUGCUUCCUGAGGGGUCCAGGGUUGGUGUGGACCCACUGAUCAUUCCUACAGAUUACUGGAAGAAAAUGGCCAAGGUCCUGAGGAGUGCUGGCCACCACCUCGUUCCUGUCAAGGAGAACCUUGUUGACAAAAUCUGGACAGACCGUCCUGCGCGGCCCUGCAGGCCCCUGCUCACGUUGGGCCUGGAUUACACAGGCAUCUCCUGGAAGGAGAAGGUUGCAGAUCUUCGGUUGAAAAUGACUGAGCGGAGCAUCAUGUGGUUUGUGGUCACCGCCCUGGAUGAGAUUGCCUGGCUGUUCAAUCUCCGCGGAUCAGAUGUGGAACACAACCCAGUGUUUUUCUCCUAUGCAAUCGUAGGACUAGAGACGAUCAUGCUCUUCAUCGAUGGGGACCGCAUAGACGCCCCCAGUGUCAAGGAGCACCUGCUUCUCGACCUGGGCCUGGAGGCCGAGUACAGAAUCCAGGUGCUUCCCUACAAGUCCAUCCUGAGUGAGCUCAAGACCCUGUGUGCCGAGCUGUCGCCGAGGGAGAAGGUGUGGAUCAGCGACAAGGCCAGCUAUGCCGUGAGCGAGGCCAUCCCCAAGGAUCAUCGCUGCUGUAUGCCUUACACCCCGAUCUGCAUUGCCAAAGCUGUGAAGAACUCAGCCGAGUCCGAAGGCAUGAGGCGUGCUCACAUUAAAGAUGCUGUUGCCCUCUGUGAACUCUUCAACUGGCUGGAGAAAGAGGUUCCCAAAGGUGGUGUGACGGAGAUCUCAGCUGCUGACAAAGCCGAGGAAUUCCGCAGGCAGCAGGCCGACUUUGUGGAUCUGAGCUUCCCUACGAUUUCCAGUACGGGACCCAACGGCGCCAUCAUUCACUACGCGCCAGUCCCUGAGACGAAUAGGACCUUGUCCCUGGAUGAAGUAUACCUCAUUGAUUCGGGCGCUCAAUACAAGGAUGGAACCACAGAUGUGACCCGGACCAUGCAUUUUGGAACUCCUACAGCCUAUGAGAAGGAAUGCUUCACAUAUGUCCUUAAAGGCCACAUAGCUGUGAGCGCAGCCGUUUUCCCGACUGGAACCAAAGGCCACCUUCUAGACUCCUUUGCCCGUUCAGCCUUAUGGGAUUCCGGUCUGGAUUACCUGCAUGGAACGGGACAUGGUGUUGGGUCUUUUCUGAAUGUCCACGAGGGGCCUUGUGGCAUCAGUUAUAAAACGUUCUCCGACGAACCGUUGGAGGCUGGCAUGAUCGUCACUGACGAGCCAGGUUAUUAUGAAGAUGGGGCUUUUGGAAUUCGCAUUGAGAAUGUUGUCUUGGUAGUUCCUGUGAAGACCAAGUAUAAUUUCAAUAACCGGGGAAGCCUGACCUUUGAACCUCUAACUUUGGUUCCAAUUCAGACGAAAAUGAUAGAUGUGGAUUCUCUUACAGACAAAGAGUGCGACUGGCUCAACAAUUACCACCUGACCUGCAGGGACGUGAUCGGGAAGGAACUGCAGAAGCAGGGCCGCCAGGAAGCUCUCGAGUGGCUCAUCAGAGAGACGCAGCCCAUCUCCAAACAGCAUUAAUGCUGGCCUGGUUCCGCUUCGUGAAAUGCCCUGGGGAAAGGACCCCUGACACCACUCCCAUCUCCUCACCCCGCCCCCUCGCCCCUUUUUACUUUUAGAUGCUAAGAAGAACUGAAAAUCUUCUUAUCCUCUUUGAUAUUUUCUUGCAAACACUCAAUCUUUUAUGAUUUUUUAAUUGUUGAGAAUGAGCCAAGAAUAAAAUUGCGGCACCAGAAGGAGGGUCCCCAUGGAGCCGAACACUCGACAAGGGGGAGACACCCCCCCCGGUUUCCGGACAGUGCUGGUGAGACAAUGAGUGCUCCGCGUCGGUCACGUCCAGGUGCUAGCCCUCGCUCGUGGUCACCCUCCCGUUCAUGAGCCUGUAUUUAUGAUCAGUGAAUAAAAAUGUCAAAACGGUG
This is a messenger RNA of Lepus europaeus (European hare), 2477 nucleotides long. It is a transcript of the gene XPNPEP1, whose product is annotated as X-prolyl aminopeptidase 1. The transcript is spliced from 21 exons. NCBI's taxonomy places the organism in Eukaryota, Metazoa, Chordata, Mammalia, Lagomorpha, Leporidae. The record is from RefSeq and is a predicted model, not a curated record. The coding region runs from base 79 to 2079 and encodes 666 amino acids. Gene Ontology annotation, molecular function: metalloaminopeptidase activity.